CUGUUUGCUAUAAAGAUACUGCAGAAUCAUUUGAGAGAGAGAGAGAGAGAGAGAGAGAGAUGGCAGGGAGCUAUUGGUACAAGGAUGUUCUUCCAUUUUCAGCCAUGGUUGCAGUAGAAUGCACUAAUGUGGGCUUAAACACCUUAUUCAAAGCAGCAAAUUUGAAAGGGUUGAGUUACUAUGUCUUUAUUCUCUACUCCUAUGCCAUAGCUACUCUCCUUCUCCUCCCCUUGGCCUUCAUAUUUCGCCGACCAGGGCUUCCUACGUUCAAGUUGUCUCUCCUCUAUAGGAUUUUUCUACUUGGAGUUCUUGGGUUUUCAGCUCAAUUAUGUGGCUAUAAAGGCAUAGAAUAUAGUUCACCGACUCUAGCUUCAGCUAUGGGCAAUCUCACACCGGCUUUUACUUUCAUAUUUGCUGUCAUUUUCAGGAUGGAAAAUCUAGCUUUGAGAAGCUCAAUCACUCAGGCUAAAAUCGUGGGCACAAUAGUAUCAAUCUCAGGUGCAUUGAUAGUAGUUUUCUACAAGGGCCCAACAAUCAUAUCAGCUGCAUCCCAAUCACUAUCUCUUUCAUUUCAUUUUUCAUUGGGCUCAUCACAAACCGAUUGGAUCAUAGGUGGAAUUUUACUUGCUGCUGAGUACCUUUUGAUUUCAAUUUGGUACAUUGUUCAGACCCAGGUUAUGAAAAUAUAUCCAUCAGAGCUAACUGUGGUCUUCUUAUACAAAUUGUGUGCCACAAUUAUAUCUGCACCAGUGUGUUUAAUAGCAGAAGGAAACUUUAGUGAUUGGAGACUAAGGCCUGAUAUAGCACUGGUGUCCAUUAUAUUCACGGGCCUCUUUGGUUUACCCUUCACCACAGUUGUUCGCACAUGGGGCUUGCACUUGAAGGGGCCUGUGUAUGUAUCAAUCUUCAAGCCAUUGUCAAUAGCCAUUGCAGCUGCUAUGGGUGUCAUUUUCCUUGGUGAUGCUCUAUGUCUUGGGAGCAUUAUUGGAGCAAUUAUAAUAUCAGUUGGGUUUUAUGCUGUCGUAUGGGCAAAAGCUAAAGAAGAAUUGAGUGAGGACCAUUGCAAUGGUAUUUUGGGAUCUUCAUCUGAUGGUAAGACCCCUUUGUUGCAUAGUUACAAAGCUGCAGGAAUAUAGAAUAUAUGUAUGCAGAUGAAUGCAAGCUGAUCAAAGAUUGAAGAGUUUUAGAGGAAAAAAAAUAUUAGGGCAAUCACCACAUUCUAUAUUGUGACCACUGUAAUUGUUACUUUUAAUUUUACUUUACGUUAGUGAGACCUUUUUGGAUAUAGUCCAUUUCUCACAAAUGUAUUUAAUGCUACAUUAAUUCUUAAGAGGAAA
This is a messenger RNA of Quercus lobata, 1337 nucleotides long. RefSeq names its product WAT1-related protein At5g40240-like. The record is from RefSeq and is a predicted model, not a curated record. Gene Ontology annotation, cellular component: membrane. The transcript is spliced from 7 exons. Lineage: Eukaryota; Viridiplantae; Streptophyta; Magnoliopsida; Fagales; Fagaceae. Bases 60 to 1136 code for a protein of 358 amino acids. Gene Ontology annotation, molecular function: transmembrane transporter activity.